Molecule: messenger RNA, 768 nt
Organism: Aspergillus luchuensis
Lineage: Eukaryota; Fungi; Ascomycota; Eurotiomycetes; Eurotiales; Aspergillaceae
Product: putative di-, tri-valent inorganic cation transporter
Exons: 7
Coding region: 1-768 (255 amino acids)
Biological process (GO): zinc ion transmembrane transport; intracellular zinc ion homeostasis
Cellular component (GO): membrane
Molecular function (GO): zinc ion transmembrane transporter activity
Source: RefSeq, a predicted model, not a curated record
AUGGUGCUCAAAAUAUCACGCGCCACGCGAUUGAUGGUGGUAGUUGUCAUCUCCUCGGCAUUCUUUGUGGCUGAGAUCUCAGUUGGUUUUUACACACAUUCCCUUGCUUUGGUGGCCGAUGCUUUUCAUUAUUUGAACGACCUGGUCGGGUUUGUUGUCGCGCUCGUUGCUCUCAAGGUAUCAGAAGCAGACGAAUCGCCGAAAGCCCUAUCUUUUGGCUGGCAACGAGCCCAGUUGCUGGGCGCCUUCUUCAAUGGCGUCCUACUGUUCGCGCUUGGCAUUAGCAUCUUCCUACAGUCCAUUGAGCGAUUCAUCACACUCCAGCGUGUUGAGAAUCCUAAGCUCAUGUUCAUCAUGGGAGCCAUCGGACUGACCCUGAAUCUUAUCAGCGCCACGUUUCUCCAUGAGCAUCAUCAUCAUGAUCACGGACAUGAACCUAGUUCUGUGGCUCUGGAAGAGCUUCCGGUGUCGACGACGGAUGACAUCACAGUACCGGAACGACCAGGAAGUCCGAACCACGAUAACCAUAAACACCUUUCGCAUGGGGCUCGGACAACCUCUCACGGACAUGACCUAGGAAUGCUCGGGGUCUUGACCCAUGUUAUAGGCGAUGCGGCCAAUAACCUUGGGGUGAUGGCAGCGGCCUUGGUCAUAUGGUUCACUCACUAUGGAGGGCGAUUCUAUGCGGAUCCAGGCACAAGCAUGGGAAUAGCCAUCAUGAUAAUGUUGUCUUCAAUCCCACUAGGUAUGUCCUUCGACGUUGUUUAA